Lacerta agilis (Sand lizard) is the source of this 5428-nucleotide messenger RNA. It is a transcript of the gene TESK2, whose product is annotated as testis associated actin remodelling kinase 2. The record is from RefSeq and is a predicted model, not a curated record. Bases 393 to 2402 code for a protein of 669 amino acids. Gene Ontology annotation, biological process: actin cytoskeleton organization; protein phosphorylation. NCBI's taxonomy places the organism in Eukaryota, Metazoa, Chordata, Lepidosauria, Squamata, Lacertidae. Gene Ontology annotation, molecular function: ATP binding; protein serine/threonine kinase activity. The transcript is spliced from 11 exons. Gene Ontology annotation, cellular component: nucleus; cytoplasm.
CAGCGGCCGCUGGACUGGUGUGAAGGUGCGCCGUCUCAUUUCCUCGGCGCUGCGGAGGACGGUGGGCGGGGGGGUGGGGAAGGGCCCCAGGCCGCUGCGGCCCAGCCUUGCCGUUCCCUCUGGAAGAAAGAGUCCCAGGUCGCCCUGUCUCUGCGCCCCCUCGCCCCGCCCGGACGUUCACGGCGGGGCGUUAGACCUCUUUCCCCGGCUGAAGCGCUGCUGGAGUCUUGGUCGCUUCCCAAGGAGCGGGUGAAUAUGAGCCGUUUCUUGGUGCGCGGAGCCCACCGCCCCUCCUCGCUGAGGCAGUAUACGGCCAGAGAGAAGAAAAACAAAUUGAGCACCUAGGAUGUGAAAGCUCCUCUUCUUUCUAAAGGAACCAUAUUGUUUGCAAGAUGGAUCGGAGUAAGCGAAAUUCAAUAGCAGGAUUUCCACCACGCUUGGAGCGCGUUGAAGAUUUUGAUGGGGGUGGCGGAGGCGAUGGGACUAUGUCCCAGAAGGGCAGAGUUUGGACUUCUUCAUACAAGGCCUUGAUUAGUGCCUUUUCAAGACUUACACGACUUGAUGACUUUUCUUGUGAGAAAAUAGGAUCUGGUUUCUUCUCUGAGGUGUUCAAGGUGCGGCACAAAGUAUCUGAUCAGGUUAUGGCUUUGAAGAUGAACACGCUAAGCAGCAACAGAGCAAAUAUGCUGAAAGAAGUCCAGCUCAUGAAUAGACUUUCACAUCCAAACAUAUUAAAGUUUAUGGGCGUCUGUGUACAUCAAGGACAACUGCAUGCCCUUACUGAGUAUAUCAACUGUGGUAACCUAGAACAGCUGUUGGAUGGUAAUCAACAUCUGCCCUGGACAGUAAGGGUGAAGCUGGCACUGGACAUUGCUCUGGGACUCACUUACCUUCACUAUAAAGGCAUUUUCCAUCGGGAUCUAACAUCCAAGAACUGUUUGAUAAAGCUUGAUGAGAAUGGAUAUUCUGCUAUAGUUGGUGACUUUGGCUUAGCAGAGAAAAUCCCCGACUUCAGUGAGAAACUGCCAGUGGUGGGCUCUCCUUACUGGAUGGCACCUGAAGUGCUGAGAGAUGAGCCAUAUAAUGAAAAGGCGGAUGUAUUCUCGUAUGGCAUCAUUCUUUGUGAGAUUAUAGCAAGGAUCCAGGCAGAUCCAGACUAUCUCCCUCGCACAGAGAAUUUUGGGUUGGAUUAUGAUGCUUUCCAGCACAUGGUGGGAGAUUGUCCCCCUAACUUCCUCCAGUUGGCCUUCAACUGCUGCAAUAUGGACCCAAAAUUACGUCCUUCAUUUGCUGACAUUGCCAAGACACUGGAGGAAAUUCUAGGGAAUUUGAAAAGUGAGGAAGCUGAAAGAGAAAGAAAGCUCCUAAAUCUGGAAAGCACAGAUCGAAAACCCAUCUCAGUUUCCAAAGGUUUACUAGAGAGGGGACAAGGAGUAAAAAGGCUAAGUUCACUGGAUGACAAGAUUCCACCUAAAUCACCCCGUCCACGGCGCAAUAUCUGGCUAUCGCGCAGUCAGUCAGACAUAUUCUCUCGCAAACCUUGCCGCAAGAUAAAUGUUCAGGACCCCUACUAUACACCAAGCAAAGGGACAAACCGGAAAGUCAACCCUUUCAAUUCUAGGGAAGACUUGAAAGGUGGGAAGGUCAAAUUUUUUGAUUUGCCAAGCAAAUCUGUGAUAUCACUUGUAUUUGACUUGCACUCCCCGGAGGCAGAAGGAUGUCUGAGGAUGAACCCGACUCCAUUCCGGCAGACUUCUAACACUGACUGGCUGGACUCCUCUUUCCUUCCUGCAAGACGGAGCAGAUCACUUCCAGGAUCUCUUGAAUUUGUGCAUAAAGAUUAUAGAACAUUUGGGGAUCUCUCUUCAACCAUUAGUAGAUGUGAUCCCAGCCAGCUGCAGAAGCUACUGAGCAGCAGUGAAUAUGGAGUGUCUGAGAUUCCUCCUUUUCAGGCCAAACAUCAUAGGCAGGACUUGCCUUCUCCUCCUCUGCAGGAGGAGGAGAUGGACUAUUCUGAUGGACUGGAGCCCCAAGAUGAAAACGGGUACUGCCCUGUAAAUUUUGCUAAGGAAGCAGAACUCGGAAAGCCCAGGGGACAAGUUUCCCAAAAUGUAGAUGGUAUCUUGGCACAUAAUUUAGACCAUUCAGAAAAUAGAUCCUCAGAGAUGUUUAUGAGCUGCAUCUCCUCUGAAGAUAUGGAAGUUGAAGAUGAAACUCAAAGGAACAUGCCUUCCACUAGGUCGGAGUCUUCCAAACUAUUGUUCAGUGUUGACCCUUCCCCACAGUCUGGCAGAGAAGCCUCUCUUUUUGAGGCAGUGGAUAGUGACAUCUCAAAUCUUGUUUCUCUGCCAUCUUCAAAUGCACCAGCAUCAGUAUGCGAGCAAUCAAAAUGUGACAUUUAAAGUUCAGCCAUGAUACCAUGGUGGUAUAUUCCUCCCAACUUCUUUGCUUUUUAAAUUUUCUAUGUCAGAAUACUCUAGCAAAGUGUAGCAACCAGACCAGUCCAUUUGGAGAGACAGCAUGUAUGUCAAUGUGUGAGAGAUAAUAAUCCCUUACCGUACCUCAGGAGGCAGCUGCUGCACGCAGAAGGGGAGAACAAUAUAUCAGUGCAAUGCCUGGAUCAAUGCAGGGCCAUAAAUAUGGGAUCCUAGGCUUGCCUCUACUUAGAAGCCAUUUUCUGUCUGUGUACACAGUUUAGAUCCCAUUGAAGAAAUUAUUCCAAACUUGGCAGCAGCCUUUAAAAAAAUCUAUAACUCUCUUUUUGUGUCCUUUCUUGGGAGCUGCUGAGCAGGUAUAAAUGACCUCUUAUUGAGUAUAACAAGAUGGAAAUUGGCAAUGCUGGGACAACAUAGAUAGAUAAGGUGGUAGCAUCCUGUACCUCUGUUGUAAUGGCAGGUUCAUAGUGCUGGCCUGAAACUCAAAGUUCCACUGAAGAAAAUCAGACUUGACUGCUGGAGCUAAAUUUCCUACCUCUUCCAAUCCAGUUUCAAACACUGGAAGCAAACAGCUCAGAUUCCUACUUCAAGCAUUCCUUGUCCAAUUAUUACUUGCUUUGGUCACCUUAAUACCAUGACCAAGAAAGAGGUCAAUCCCAUUUUCCUUAAGCAAUAAUAGGUGCUAUGCAACCAAAUGCCUGUUCAGUAAAUUUGAAGUGCACAAAGAGGAUAAACACAGCUGUGUGUUUGUAACUCUUCAGUACCUACAAUUCUAUAUUGUAGAAGAAAUUAAGUGUAUAACCAUCCAAGUGUUUGAUAUGGGAGCUCUUAAAAGUAAGCCAGCCCUUCUGCAGCAGCAGCCUCUUAAAAUCCAGCUCUAGCCAACUCCUGUGCAACUCUUCAAUCAGCCUCUCCAUGUGGGUCAGUCACACACUCUGAACAGAUGUGUGCAUAUAUGGAAACUUGGUCUGUAUUUACAUUUUGUAUAACUUAAAAGUACCUCACCUGAGAUUCCUCCAUUGGAAGAGGGAUGCUUGUUCACUAGACUCUGACUGUAGCUGCAGAAAUAGUACUUCCAGUCCUUACUAGUCUCUCUUUCUGAGUAUCAAGUCCAGCACAAUGCUCAAAGUAGAGAGAAGAUAGUAUGUGCUGAAUAAGAGGGAUUGGAGUCCCAAGUCUUGACUCUAGACCCUUAUUUUAAUAUAAUAGGCUAAUGAGAACUCACCUGUGGGGAAGAAAUAAAAAAGCAGUGCUGCUUCCUGAUGUGUGUAGAUGUCCUCUCUUAUUAACCCCUCAAAAAGGAACCAUAAAAACGGUGAAAGUCCACAAAAAGUAUCAAGCAAUAACUGGGGGUCACAGAUAUGGAAAUAUUUGUAAAACAGGUAACAAUCUCUUGCCUAAGAGUUGUUUGUUGCAACCUUGACAGCAGUAACAUCUUUUUGCAAUCUAUGCUUAUUUAUAUAGGAGCCCUUAACAUUGUCAAGUUCCUUCUAGAGAACUCCCCACAGCCAUUUUUUGCAUGCAUUUUUUUAAGACAGUGAAAAAUAAAUAUGUUACCAUCUCACUACACACUUAGGAUAUAGUAAUGUUUUGUUCCUCCAAGGAAGAAGCAUUUACUCUUGAUCAGUGCAUGGAUACUGAAAGAACUGAGCACUGGAGUCUGCUUUAGAGGCCAUGAAAAGAGUCCACACUUCUGCUUACUCUGGCCUGUGGUUGAUGUGAGCUGCUAGAACCCUGUAGCCUUUAGAUGUGUGACUUGUGCUGUUUUGUGAAGAUUUAAACAAGUGGCCUCUCUGAUUUUGCUUCAUCUAUGUUUUUCCUGCUUUCAUGCAGUUUUUCUGCAAACAAACUAUCAGAUGUGGUAUUCUUUCUUGAGCUGGGGGAGAGGGUUACUUAUAUGGCUGCUCUGCAUUCUUAGCAGAAUGCUAGUGCAAGGCUUCAGUCUCUUAUCCUGGUACAGAAAGUAUGACAUUUCUCCAGCCCACACUGUAAUGAAGUUCUUUUUGAAGGAGCUUGGUGGAAGCCAAUUCCUUGGUCAUUGUGUGGCUAAAAUUAAAUGUAUACUGUCCACUUUUGCAACAUGUAAGAGCCCAUGGCCUUCUGGGUAUGCUGUCUAGAGCCAGUAUUGCAGAGCAGCUGUUGGCCAUUAGCUGUAAUGAAUACAGAUUGUGGCAAAACAGUGGCAGUGCUUUGUACAAAUACAAUAGAGAGUUUUGCUUUUAUCAUGUUUUUGAUUUGCUGACAGAUGCAUCUUGCUUUCUUACAAGCGACCUGCAGACCCGUCUAAGAUCCCCAAUCUGUUUUUAAUUCACUCAAUCUUUCUAUGUUACAUUUAUUAAACACAUGAUAGCAGCAAUACUUAUGACUGAUUGGUGAAAGAUGACUGUGUAUAAUUGUAUGUAAGAAAUUGCUACCCCAGCAGAAGACAGGAGUAUGAUAGGUUUAUUCUUGGUUGCUGUAUCUUGUCCAAGAACACUGGUGUUUCUUGCCAGUUUAACUACAGACACUUGAAUAAUUCCUCUUUGCACUUAAUGCUGCUGUUUAUACUGCAUGUCACUACAUUUCUAUGCAAAAAUAACCUUUGGGGCAGCCAAAUAUUUGAUUAAGGUUUAAAGAUCUUUGCAAGAUCUAUUUUCAUAUUUAUGAAGGAAUUUUAUGUCUUAAUAUUUGCAGUCUGUAAAUAGCUAAACUUUGUCAUUAAAUCUUAGGAAAAAAGUCUGUAGCCUGUGUAUAAUUUAACACUGCCGGAAAAGAAUCUUUACGAAACAUUUUUCUAAUACUGCAGAUAUUUAUGGAUGUGUAAAGAAGGCAAAUAUUGGUUUUUAUGUUUUACUUGGUCUGACUUUUUUCCUGAACUACAGCAGCAGUAUGUUUUACUGGAACUGAAAUAAGUAACCAAAGAUGAAUCUAGUUUAAAGUAUUUGAAUGUUUUCUUUGUCUGUUUUUGUAAACUGUUUCCCAAUUUGCUUUCAGAAUAAAAACAAAUAAAUCUA